Molecule: messenger RNA, 582 nt
Organism: Uranotaenia lowii
Lineage: Eukaryota; Metazoa; Arthropoda; Insecta; Diptera; Culicidae
Gene: ND-B14.5B
Product: NADH dehydrogenase [ubiquinone] 1 subunit C2
Exons: 3
Coding region: 93-437 (114 amino acids)
Biological process (GO): mitochondrial electron transport, NADH to ubiquinone
Cellular component (GO): mitochondrial inner membrane
Source: RefSeq, a predicted model, not a curated record
UUUCAGCUGUUCCAACCAAUUGAAAAUCAAAACAAAAACCAGCUCUCGAGUUUUGAUUCAAGAACGGUGCCGAAUUAUUAGAUUCGAUUAUCAUGUCUGGUGGAAAAACCCCUCUGGAGCUCCUGUCCGGAACCUACUCCAAAAGCUGGCUUCACGAUAAGUAUGCUCCGUUGGCUGGUUCACUUUUUGGUUUUGCCGGGGCUUGUUACGUGAACUUUGGAUCCGGUCGACCAGUGCUUUCCGGGAUUCAAAAACAUAUCAUUGCUGCCCUCUCGGUUGGAUUUUUGGUGACACAAGCCGACAAAUGGAGAAACCAACAUUUGGCCGAAAAAGACGCUACCCUUAGGCACUACAUUGAGCUGCACCCAGAGGAUUUUCCAACUCCAGAACGCAAAAAAUUCGCUGAUGUUUUUGAGUACUGGCAACCUAUUCGUUAAAGCUUCGAUGGUGUAACGUUUUGGCCUAUCCGAGGAAUCCACGUAGUUUUCUAGGUUCUAUCUGAAGUUCUCCGCCCUGUUAAGCAUCUAUGUGACCUUAAAAAUCAAGGCGGCGAAUGUAAAUAAAGGUCUUUUGUUGAAACAA